Messenger RNA from Coturnix japonica (Japanese quail), 1608 nucleotides. It is a transcript of the gene HMOX1, whose product is annotated as heme oxygenase 1. The record is from RefSeq and is a predicted model, not a curated record. Gene Ontology annotation, molecular function: heme oxygenase (decyclizing) activity; heme binding. Lineage: Eukaryota; Metazoa; Chordata; Aves; Galliformes; Phasianidae. Gene Ontology annotation, biological process: response to oxidative stress; heme catabolic process; heme oxidation.
UAAAGCCGGGAGCAGGAGCCGGGUACAAAGCGCAGCGCUUCUCGUCCCGGGAGCGGGUUCGAACAAGGAAACCAGAGGGAAACAGAGGCUCGAGAGCGGGCGGAGAAGGAUGGAAACUUCGCAGCCACACGGCGCUGAAAGCAUGUCCCAGGACCUGUCGGAGCUCCUGAAGGAAGCCACCAAGGAGGUGCACGAGCAGGCAGAGAACACACCCUUCAUGAAGAACUUCCAGAAGGGACAGGUGUCCCUCCACGAGUUCAAGCUGGUCACGGCAUCCCUGUACUUCAUCUACUCUGCUCUGGAGGAAGAGAUCGAACGUAACAAGGACAACCCUGUCUACGCUCCUGUUUAUUUUCCGACGGAGCUACAUCGGAAAGAUGCCCUGGAGAAAGACUUGGAGUACUUCUAUGGCAGCAACUGGAGGGCAGAGAUCCCAUGUCCUGAGGCUACUCAGAAAUACGUUGAGAGGCUCCACUACGUUGGCAAGAAGAAUCCAGAGCUGCUGGUGGCCCAUGCCUACACUCGCUAUUUGGGAGACCUGUCUGGGGGGCAGGUGCUGAAGAAAAUUGCCCAAAAAGCCCUUCAGCUGCCCAGCACUGGAGAAGGGUUGGCUUUCUUCACCUUCGAUGGAGUCUCCAACGCCACCAAGUUCAAGCAGCUCUAUCGGUCCCGCAUGAACGCCCUUGAGAUGGAUCAUGCUACUAAGAAAAGAGUCUUGGAGGAAGCCAAGAAAGCAUUCCUGCUAAAUAUACAGGUGUUUGAGGCGCUGCAGAAGCUGGUGUCCAACAGCCAGGAGAAUGGUCAUGCUGUGCAGCCGAAGGCAGAGGUCCGCGCAAGGAAUGUUAACAAAUCACAUGAAAACGGUCUAGCAGCUGCGAAGGAAAGUGAGAGGACAAGAAGGAUGCAGGCAGACAUGCUGACCACCUCUCCCCUGGUGCGGUGGAUCCUGGCACUCGGUUUCAUCGCCACCACAGUCGCUGUGGGCUUAUUUGCCAUGUGAGCGAGCAGGACCUUCGCCUUCUCUUCGUGCCUUCCCUCACCCUGAACUAAUCCACCUUCCCCAGUCCUUCCGAGGGAAAAUCCCUUCGACUGGGUGCUGUGAUCUCAGCUCUGCCACUAAUAUUUGGAGACCUUUCUCCCCAGAAAGCAGAGUGCUGCAAGGGGCUCCAGGCCCUUUCCCUGCUUGCUGCAAGCUCUCCUCACACACUAACAACAUCACCACCAGGACCAAGGGCUGGAAAAGCCUAAAACCAACGGCCAAGAGCUGCAAUUAUUCUACAGAGUAUCUGCAAACAUCCCACAGAAGGAGGAAAGCAGCUUUGACACCUGUCUUGCCUCAGAACUACGCAGCUCCUGGAGCUCUGUUUGCUCAAUGUUUUAUACUGCUAGAUAACACUGUGAUCACUGUUUCUGUGAAGCCACACAUCUCCCGUGGGCUAUAGAACUGUUUUAUAUGACACUAGUAGGUGUUAAAUCUUCUUCUAAUCAUUUUUCUUUUUUUUUUUUAUUUCUUUUUUUGAGAGAUGAUGGUUGUUGAAGAUACAGUGUCAUUCUUUUAUUUGAUUAUAUAAUUUAUAUACAUAAUAAAAUUCAAUGGAAAGUCUUUAA